AUGAAUGAUUCACCUACCAGUCUAAGGUCUCCACCUUCAUCGAGCACGACAUCACCGACUAAGUUCCCGUUCAAAUUGAAUUCCAAUAAAAUACUAUCCCCAGAUUUUAAGUUUAACUUACAGCAUCAUCCGUCCAAAUUGGACUUGAUUGAUGAUACGACAUUGACGUCCUUGCCAUUACCACCCCCACCACCGUGUAAAUUACAGAAGAGAUUAAGUAAUGCUAGCAGAACCAAUAGUACUACUUCGAUUCCUCAAAAUAAAAUUUUUGGCGGGGAUGAAGGUGGUGAAACAGAAAGUAAUUAUACUACUGAAAAUUCGAUUCAAAAUUCAUCUUCAGAAGAAGACUUAAAUACCAUAUUGGAUCAACCCAUUGAUGAAGAUACUUUUGAAGACAGUGAGGACCCGAUUGUUUUAAUUGAAGAUUAUAUGAAUAAAAACACUAAUGAUAAACCAUUAUUCGAUGGAUUAUUACCAAAUCAGUCAAGCUUACCUAAUUUAACGAAUGGAUUCGAUCGUAAGAAAUCAUUAGCUAAUUUCAAACAAAGAAUUUAUAAUAAGAACUUUAACUUCAGUGAUUCAAUAAGUAUAAAUUCAAAAUUUUCAAAUUCAAAAUUUUCCUCAUUUGAUUCAAAUUUAAAUCGUCCAAAUAAUAAAAGAACCAUUAGUAAUGUGACUAAUGAUGUUACUCAACAACCUUCCAAUUUAGAAAAUUGGGAAGCUAUAUUUGGUAAAAUCCCCGGCACUGAUCAAUUAAAAUAUUGUGACUUAUGUGAAAAACCAUUAUACGAAAUUAGUUCAAUUAUAAAUAAUGGAUUAGAUCACGAUUCGGAUGAAAAAUUAAGAACAAACAGUAUUCAAACCGAUGAAACAUUAUCUCAUUUGAAUGAUUUAUAUUCGGAAUUCAUUUGUUGGGAAUGUAUCGAGGUUUAUGAAGAAUUCUUAAAUGAACUAUAUCAAAAUGAGUUAUCUUUUGAUUCAGUUCCCUCCAAUGAAAAUAUCCAAUUUCAAAAAAUUAAUGCAAUUUCUUCAAAAUCUACUAAUUCAAAUUUAAAUUCCCUACUGUCCCUUUUCAAAUCAAUUCAAUCAAAAUAUGAAAAUAACCAUCAUUCAAAUUUGUCUCUAAAGAAAAAACUGUCUUUUUCUGAUGAUCUAAUGAAUAAAUUAUAUAAUUUGAAUAAUUCAGCUAAAAAAGCCGUGGUUGAUAACCAAUUGAAUCAAUUCAAUAAAAAAAGAAGAAUCGUCGAUUCAGAUUGGGUCAAGUCUCUUCAAUAUAAACUAAGAUGGAGAUGGAGGUUCAACGGCUUGAUCCCAAAUACUUUCAACUCAAAUGAUAACUCAGUGACAUCUUGA
Messenger RNA from Hyphopichia burtonii NRRL Y-1933, 1353 nucleotides. RefSeq lists its product as uncharacterized. Bases 1 to 1353 code for a protein of 450 amino acids. NCBI's taxonomy places the organism in Eukaryota, Fungi, Ascomycota, Pichiomycetes, Serinales, Debaryomycetaceae. The record is from RefSeq and is a predicted model, not a curated record. The transcript has a single exon.